Molecule: messenger RNA, 2620 nt
Organism: Daldinia vernicosa
Lineage: Eukaryota; Fungi; Ascomycota; Sordariomycetes; Xylariales; Hypoxylaceae
Product: Mif2/CENP-C like-domain-containing protein
Exons: 4
Coding region: 207-2204 (665 amino acids)
Biological process (GO): kinetochore assembly; attachment of mitotic spindle microtubules to kinetochore; spindle attachment to meiosis I kinetochore
Cellular component (GO): kinetochore
Molecular function (GO): centromeric DNA binding
Source: RefSeq, a predicted model, not a curated record
GGGAAAGCGCACCUCAAACAAAGAAAGUAAACAUCACCGCCUUCCCCGCAAGGAAUCGCCAUUUUAUACUUUUUACGCGUUUUCAACCUUAAAUGCGAUUUUCAUUGCUGGCCACUAAAAGUCUCAUAUAUCAUUAAUUUUUUAAAACUCGAGCGAUUGAUAGUUUUCCCCAAGUCGCACUGCCGUAGACGGCACCCCCCGUUACUAUGCCUGCGAAAGCACAGUCGCAGCGGCGCAUGACACAGUCGCAAAAUGAACAGGUCUUUGAUGUUGGUGUUGUUGGAAGAAAAACGGGCCUCACACUAGCGGAGCGCGAGCGCGAUGCACAUGGCUUCGAAGCUGUUGACUCCCUUUUCUCUUCGCCUGAAAAGGAUGUUAACAAUGUCAGCGUUAAUGGCGCCAGUGGAAGGCAUAAUGCUGAAUCGGACGAGGAGCAAGAAAUGGAAAUAGACGACGAAUCUCAAAUGGGACCAGCUACUAUCAUGAAACAGCGACAGUCUCGUCCAUCGCUGCCGCGCGCUCGAUCCCCUAUCAAGACGCAUCUACAGUCUCCAGCGCGCCAAAAUCCGCAUCUCGGUAUUACUUCAUCACCUGCUCGCGGUUCCAUUAUACCCGCGCGCGAACCUAACCCCCCUAAAUCUGUAAAUCGCAAGCUGGAUUUUUCUAAACGCUCUUCAAAUAAGACAAGCCUUCCGCAACCGAGAGUGAACGGGCCGAAACCCAGGAAUGGGAAGCUCACUAACGGUCAUGCUCAUUCCAACGAUUCCGGCGACGAUGACGAAGAAGUUAUUCCGCAAGGCAGACGAAAACAACCACGUGAAGAAGAGAUCCAAGAAGAAGAGGAGCCAGAGGAACCAGAGGAACCAAUGGACGUUCUUGAUGCUGGUAUUGACGAGGUAGAAUACGUGGCUGAGGAGCAAGACGAACCCCCUAUAGAGCCUGAACCAGAAAUUGAGGAAGAAGAGGAAGAACCUAUCCCGCAACCAAAAUCACCCGAACAACCUAAAAAGCGCAGAGGUCGUAAGCCAAAAUCACCCGUUGCCCAAGAAGAAGAAGGAGGGCCGUCGGUCCCAAAAGCAGCACCUGCACGAACGGAAGAAGUCGAUGAUGUACCCGCUAAAAAGAAGCAACGAGGACGGCCAGCAAAGGCUUCAUCACCUGUCGAAGAACAUGAGCCUCCAAAGAAGACCCAGAAGCGAAGACCAGGAAGGCAGUCUGGAAGUAGUGUUGAGGAGGAACAAGAGCACGAGGUGGAGGACAAUGCCAACGAAAGAAAGGCAAAGCGCCAACGGGUUGUGGAAAAAGAGAGCAAGCCCCCCCCGUCGAAACCAACUGCGACAAAGGAAAAAGGGAAACCCGGUCGAAAGCGAAAAUCUUCUGGAAUUGGUGUCGAGGAGCCUGUCGUGCAGCGCGGUCCUCCCCUCCCUAAAGGUCGCGGCCUAGUUGCUCUACGUCGGGAAGACGAAGACAAUAUGCGGACUACACGGUCGGGCCGGCUCUCAUACCAGCCCCUACAAUGGUGGAAGGGGGAGCAUGUCGUGCGAGAGGGCGUAGAUGUGUUCGAAGACAAAGGUCAAAAGUUCGUAAUGCCCGUCGUCCAGGGCGUCGUGCGGACCGAGGAAACCGAAGACUUACCAACGAAGAAGCGCCGCGGCCGCCCCUCGAAACAGCGUGGCAGGCCCGGGCGCCGCGUAUCCGCAAUCCCCGAGGAAGAAGAGGUGGAGCGUGACGACUGGGAAUACGACCCGGGCCGCAUCGCGGGCGAGUGCCUUUACUGGAGGCCCGAGUACGAGACGGAGCCCGCGGACGAGGACCAGCUCGAAGUCGCGGAAGAAGAGCUAGCCAUCUCCGAAGCGGCCAUCCAGCUGAAAGAUAUCAAGGACGCGACGUUCCGGUUCGCCAAGACGCUUACGCUCCCGUUCUUCGGGUCAGGAAUCGUGGAUAUGCCGCCCGGCUCAGAGAAGCGUACUAAGAAUUCAAGGAAAAUGCAGAUGGUGUUUUUCGUGCAUAAGGGGAAUGUUGAUGUUACAGUGGCGCAGACGGAGUUUAGGAUUGGCAUGGGAGGGAUGUGGUUUGUGCCCAGAGGAAAUCACUACAGCAUCGCGAAUAACACCGACAGGCCCGCGCGCAUCUUCUUCGCUCAGGGCUGCGAAGUCUUGGUCCAGGGCGAGGCGGGAGAUGCCGAGGAGACGCAGGUGGGCUGAUCUAGCCUCUCGUAAUAUUUAAUUCUCUUUCAGGUCGGGUAUGUAGGUUUAUUACGAAUCAGGAGAUAGAAAGGACGGACUGGCCGAAGAGAACUUAGCUUCAACCUCGGGGGGAUGGCACUGCAUUGUUGUUACUGUCGUCAUUACUACUACAUACUCUGCUUCCCCCCAUCACAUACUCGUUGCAUACCUACCUACUUUCCCUCCGCAGCAUUACAGCGUUGUUAGUCCCGUGCGUGUGCAUUGCAUUUCUUACGCCAGAGGCGUUUUCCCGCAAUGGUGAGAGGCGAGGUUUUUGGCAAUGGAGCUUCUUAGUUAGUUAGGUUCCCUAACCUAGCUACCUAGCUACGUACCUAGUUAUUAGAAGAGCCCGGGUCGUUAUAGACUCGGGUCCUGCUGCUGCGUCUGUGAUACCA